GGUCUCCACUCUGGAUUUACAUACCCUUAUUUCCGUGGGACUGGGAAGCGAAAGAGGAGGGUGCUGGGUCUCUCAGGAACUGAGGAAACAACCACAAACAAGCUUAUUUAACAAAUUCACAACUUUAUAGACACCUAGUCGACCCUAAAAAUCGUCGGAAUAAGGUUAACGCUACUUUUCUGCGCUUGUUUCGGCUCUCCACGGUGCUCCCAUUGGAUUACUUUUCUAAAGUCUGGAGGAGGGCUACGAGCUUUUCGGAGAAGCCUGGAAGCAGUUUGAGGUUUGAAGGGCUGUGGCCAUGGCCGGUGGUGGUGGUGGAGGUGGAGGGAUUUCUCCUUUGGGGCCCGCUCCGCCGAUGUGGUAUCACCGGGACCUGAGUCGAGCGGCGGCUGAGGAGUUGCUUGCCCGGGCCGGGAGAGACGGCAGCUUCCUGGUGCGGGACAGCGAGAGUGUCAACGGGGCUUACGCUUUGUGUGUACUGUUUCAGAAGCACGUCCACACAUACAGAAUCCUCCCAGACGAUGAAGGAUUUCUGGCUGUUCAGACGUCUCAGGGCGUGCAGCCUAAGCGGUUUAAGACGCUACCAGAGUUGGUGUCGUUGUACCUGCAGCCCAGCCAGGGUCUGGUGACCACGCUGCUCUUCACUGUGGACCGAGAGGAGACCGCUGUCAGCGACGACAGGGACUACUCAGAUGGGGAGGAUGAGAAGCCACCCCUCCCCCCUCGCUCUGCCUCCACUUCCACUCCCCCCGGUCCUGACACGCCCACCGAGAGCACUCCAGCAGCUAAUGGCCUGAGCACCAUUUCCCACGAGUACCUGAAAGGCAGCUACGCUCUGGACCUGGAGGCAGUCAAACAGGGAGCCUCCGCUCUGCCUCACCUCAACAAGACACUAGUUGCCUCUUGCAAACGCCUUAAUGGGGAGGUGGAUAAAGUUCUGUCUGGCCUGGAGAUCCUGUCUAAAGUGUUUGAUCAGCAGAGUGCUUUCAUGGUCUCCAAGAUGAUCCAGCAGUCGGUGAAUCAGGGUGGAGACCAGGAGUUGGAGAACCUUGUGACCAAGCUAGCAAUACUCAAAGACCUGCUGUCCUCCAUAGAGAAGAAGGCUCUGAAAGCUCUCCAGGACAUGAGUCUGUCCUCUCCAUGCUCCCUUCCUCCUCUCUCCAUGCGUCACAGCAAAGCCAUCCCUGUGCAGGCUUUCGAGGUAAAGAUGGAUGUCUACCUGGCGGAGCUGACAAAGAUCGGGAAGAGUCAGAAGUACACUCUGUCUGUGGACGUGGAGGGAGGACGACUGGUGGUGAUGAAGAAGGUGAAGGACAGCCAAGAGGACUGGACCACCUUUACACAUGAAAAAAUCCGUCAGCUGAUCAAGUCUCAGCGUGUGCAGAAUAAACUGGGCAUUGUUUUUGAGAAGGAGAAGGACAAGAGCCAGAGGAAAGACUUCAUCUUUGCCAGUGCCAAGAAGCGGGAGGCAUUUUGCCAGCUGCUGCAGCUGAUGAAGAACAAACAUUCCAACCAAGACGAGCCAGACAUGAUUUCCAUCUUCAUUGGCACCUGGAAUAUGGGCUCAGUGCCUGCUCCGAAGUCUCAGGCCUCAUGGGUGUUGUGUCGCGGCCUCGGGAAGACUCUGGACGAGAUGACGGUCACCAUCCCUCAUGACCUUUACGUGUUUGGAAGCCAAGAGAACUCUGUGUGUGAUCGGGAAUGGGUGGAGUCGCUGCGUGCCUUAUUGAAAGAACAGACGGAACUGGAUUAUAAACCGAUCGCAGUGCAAACUCUGUGGAACAUUAAAAUUGCUGUGUUGGUGAAACCGGAACACGAGAACCGGAUCAGCCACGUGGGAAUGUCCAGUGUCAAGACCGGCAUCGCCAACACAUUGGGGAACAAAGGAGCUGUGGGUGUGUCCUUUAUGUUCAAUGGGACGUCUUUUGGCUUUGUGAACUGUCAUCUGACAUCAGGGAAUGAGAAAAUUGCCAGGAGGAACCAGAAUUACCUAGAUAUCCUACGCCUGCUGUCGCUAGGAGACAAACAGCUGAGCUCAUUUGACAUCUCACUGCGCUUUACACACCUCUUCUGGCUUGGAGACCUCAACUACAGGCUGGAUAUGGACAUACAGGAGAUUUUAAACUACAUUAACAGGAAGGAGUUUGAGCCCCUGCUGAAGGUAGACCAGCUCAACCUGGAGAGGGAGAAGAACAAAGUCUUUUUACGCUUUGGGGAAGAAGAGAUCUCGUUCCCCCCCACCUACCGUUACGAACGUGGCUCGAGGGACACGUAUGUGUGGCAGAAGCAGAAGGCCACUGGGAUGAGGACUAAUGUUCCGUCCUGGUGUGACAGGAUCCUGUGGAAGUCUUACCCAGAAACACACAUUGUCUGCAACUCCUAUGGAUGUACAGAUGAUAUAGUGACCAGUGAUCAUUCCCCUGUGUUUGGUACCUUCGAGGUGGGGGUGACCUCCCAGUUUGUCUCCAAGAAAGGUCUACCAAAGUCUUCAGAGCAGGCCUACAUUGAGUUUGAGAGCAUCGAGGCCAUAGUGAAAACGGCGAGCAGAACCAAGUUUUUCAUCGAAUUCUACUCCACUUGUCUGGAAGAGUUUAAGAAGAGUUAUGAGAACGACAGUCAGAGCAGCGACAACGUCAACUUCCUGCGCGUGGGCUGGUCCAACAAGCAGCUGACGACGCUCAAGCCUCUUCUCUCAGAGGUCGAAUACCUGCAGGACCAACAUCUGCUGCUCACUGUGAAAUCCCUGGACGGAUACGAGUCCUACGGAGAGUGUGUGUUGGCUCUGAAGUCUAUGAUUGGCAGCACAGCACAGCAGUUCCACACCUACCUGUCCCACCGUGGCGAGGAAACGGGAAACAUCAGGGGGUUAAUGCGGGUCAGAGUGCCGUCUGAAAGGAUGGGAACCAGGGAGAGACUCUAUGAGUGGAUCAGUGUGGACAAGGAUGAGACGGGCGCACCCAAAGGGAAAUCCACUUUGGCAUCCAGAGUGGGACAUGAAUACGUAAAGCCGUCUGCGGUCCGUAAACAGCUGGGAGAGCUGGGAAAAGUCAGUGAGGAGGGAGAAAGGAGCAUCAAGGAGGAAACUGCUGCUAGGCCUAAACAGGAAGGAACAGACGGGGAUCCAUCCGUCUGCAAGAACAGCUACAAUAAUCCCGCUUACUACAUCCUGGAGGGCGUUCCUAAUCAGUCGGCCGCUGCUCUUUCAGCCGAGCUCCUUCCAUCUCCUACCUCCUCAAACCCCCAGGUGACUAAAGCCCCUCUUGCCUCAGCUGGAGCUCGAACCAAACCCCCCUUUGUGGCCUCAGGGCCCUCCCACACACGCAGACCCACUACGGGGCACCCGGUCCGCGCUAUAAGCGAGGAGGGAUCAUCAGAGGACGAUGGAGGCGCCGGUGUAGCAGGAGUGCAGGUGGUGAAUGUGGGGACAACAGUUGGAAGCACGCUGAAUCGCCCCCCUCCUGACUUCCCCCCUCCUCCUCUCCCAAAGGGGGCCCUAGAGAUGGUGGCAGAGACUCCCUUCUCCAAACCUCGCGCUCUUUACCCAGAUCUAGCCGAGGUCAGGAUCCCAGCAGCCAGUUCUGCUGCACCGCUGGCACUCGGGGAGGGAUUUAGACGAGGAGGUGGGGGAGGAGGAGGAGGAGGAGGUUCGGGGGCAUUGGACGACCAGUCAUGUUCUGUGCUCCAGAUGGCAAAGACACUGAGUGAGAGUGAGUUUUCUGGACACCCUCAACGCGCUCCGUCUGCGCCGCCGCUUAGAGGGCAUCCAAUGGGAUUAAAUCUGGACGCCUGCAGAACUUUCCCGCCCAGGAACGCCAUCACAGAGAGUAUCGCAGAGGACAUGCCCGAGGAGGCACUUUGGGGAAGCAGUAGCUCGUCUUUGUCUGUCGGGGAAUCCUCAGUGGGGGAGUGGCUGCAGAGACUGGGACUAGAGAGGUAUGAAAAGGGCCUCCUACACAACGGCUGGGACGACCUGGAGUUCCUCAGUGAUAUCACUGAGGAGGACCUGGAGGAGGCGGGAGUGCUCGACCCCGCCCACAAGCGAAUCCUGCUGGAGAGCCUGAGGCAGCAGCAGCAGCCUCCCAAAUAAACUGUUUCAAUCCGGCCCCGGGUCCCAGGAGGCUCAGCUGAACUGAACUGAACUGAGCUAGAAUGUGCCAAUUAAUGCCAGACUGUGCCUUCUGAGAGAAAUUGCACUCCCGUUUGAAAUUGAAAAAAAACACUUGUAGAGUUACCAUCUUGUUUUCUAGAUGAACUGUAUGUGUGUCGUCGUAGAGGUGGCCUUAUUUAAUGAGAAUCAUUUCAGUCCUUCCAGUGUCACUACAUAACCCUCUUCUUGAAACCUCGUGAGAAGAUUCAGGAUGUGAAAAUAAAAUGUUUUUAAUGACUCACAUGUAGAGCAGCUGUUGCCUAUGGUGCCAUCAAUUCUAACCUGCAGCUAAAGCUGGUUUGUUUUGCCCUGAGAAACUUUAACUUAAAGAGGGACUGAGUUUAAGACUGCCUUGAUAUUGGAAAGGAAGAAAACCAGAGCUUUUUUCCCCUCACUAACGGUCUUAUUUGGAGAAACUAUGGGAAAAUUGUGAGGUAGCAAUCAAGGGUAAUGUUGACGUUUAGCUCGGGCAAAGGAGCACUUUGCUUCUGUGAUGGAGGCGGACAGGAAGUGGUGACAAAGAAGGAGCUAGCCUUCACUCAUGUCAGACUAAAGCUCGCUCAACUAUCUCAAAUGUUGUACUUUUGUGUUGAUGUUUGGGCCAUUGUUGUUUGAAUAUGGCAUUUAUUGUCUCAGUGUCCCUGCAUGUAUUUAUGGUUUUAUGUUUUUUUUUUGUGUUUAAUGAUAAAGGGAAUAUGGAGCAAACCAACCAAACCGGUCCUGGUAGAGCUAAAACGUUAUAUUUCACCGGGGUACAACAUUUAAGGUCAUGUGUUAGCCAUUAGCCCCCCCAGUGUGUGCUUUGUUCACACUCAACACUGACAUUUCAUCUUUUCUAUUUGAAAUGUGCAGGUUUUGACAAGUUUAGAAUCGGUGUUCGUUUGAUCAUCUAAAAAAUCUACUUAAUAGGGCUACAAAAUCACAAGUGUACAUGAGGAAAUAAAUGUUGUACCAAAAUGAAAUAUCACUUAAAAUGCUUUACCUAGCACAUUUCAUGCUCACAUUUACCUAGCACAUUUCAUGCUCACAUUUACCUAGCACAUUUCAUGCUCACACUUUAACUGUUUGUACAUUUUAAUUAACAGAAGAAGACAGAUGUUGUUUUGGAAACUAAUGCCCCAGGUUUGAAGGGCUAAAUGUCACAUCUUUCACUCAUUUCAUUUUUUUAAUGGAGCAGUUUUCAGGGAAUCGGUUACCUUAGCGAAAAUAGAUUACUUCUAACUAAUAAGGAUAAUUAUACAGAAUAUUAACCAAGCAAUCAUAUUUGUAUUUUUAAAAAGGAAAAUAUUCACCAAACAUAUAAUGCCUGUAAUACAGUCUAAAGAUUUUUAAAAUUUUGCUUAUUUUAUUUGGCUCUUUUGUUGGAUUACUACAAACACACACUAGUUCAGGGUCAUUAGAUAUUUUUUGUACUGUUGGGAGGAGAUUUCACCUCUCAUUAUACAUUAAAAACAGAAUUGUCUGAUUACGACAUGACGUAGGUGGCUGCUGUUGUUCCCUUAUGUGCCCAGCAGGUGGUGCUGCUACUCUAUAAACACCAUCAGUAGGUCUGAAGCUUACUGUGGAAACUUUGGGAAAAUAACACAGAACUAAGUCAUCUUCAGUGAAUGGCGUUUGUUUGUUUAGAAAUGUUUCCUGUGCAGUUACAAUCAUAGAGCUAACAUACCAGUUAGUGUUCACUUUGCCUUGUUUUGUUCUUAAUUUAAAUCCUGCCUCUUUUCUUCCUGUGAAGCCAGUUUAUAGUUGUUUUAAGAGAUGCUGAGAACUCUAAACUCUUUUUGCCUAACUAGGACUAAAUAUGUGAUUGUAGCAGUUUGUAUUCAUGUCUGUUCCUCCUAUUUCUUUGUAACCCAAAGACAUCCUUUAAUUAUGUUGCCCACAUACAGCCGUCAAGUCUCAGCCAUGGGUUUGUGUUACGUGUUGAACAAUUUGUCUAAUUUUCUAACAGUCAAACAACCGCAAUGCAGACAAUAUGGUUUAGUCUUGUUAGAUCUGAUUUCUUUUCAACCCCUUUGGCCUCAGUGUUCUCCGUUAUGUGUGAGGGUGUGUUUGCGUGUGUGUUUGUAUUUGCGUAUGAGUGAAAAAGACACCCCAUUGUUUUCUCUGACUCACUUUAUCUUGUUCCUUCAUGUAGUUGCCUCUUUUUUUUAUGUUAAGUUAAUGUUUUGUUUGCCUAUGUCUUUCUUUUUCAAUUAAAAUAUAAUAUCUUUA
Molecule: messenger RNA, 6358 nt
Organism: Eleginops maclovinus (Patagonian blennie)
Lineage: Eukaryota; Metazoa; Chordata; Actinopteri; Perciformes; Eleginopidae
Gene: inppl1a
Product: inositol polyphosphate phosphatase-like 1a
Exons: 27
Coding region: 299-4087 (1262 amino acids)
Biological process (GO): phosphatidylinositol dephosphorylation; regulation of immune response; negative regulation of insulin-like growth factor receptor signaling pathway
Cellular component (GO): cytosol
Molecular function (GO): protein binding; inositol-polyphosphate 5-phosphatase activity
Source: RefSeq, a predicted model, not a curated record